Messenger RNA from Pelobates cultripes (western spadefoot toad), 20026 nucleotides. NCBI's taxonomy places the organism in Eukaryota, Metazoa, Chordata, Amphibia, Anura, Pelobatidae. The record is from the annotation of a GenBank genome assembly.
AGAUCUCACCGUGAGCAUUCAGGAUGAAGCUGAUAUGUAUAUCCCUGCUCCUCUUCAUAUGGGUUUCUCCAAUGUGGACAACACCUUGCAAGACCGUUGUACGGAUAAAAAAACAAGCUAUGGAAUAUGGUGAGUACCAUUUUCACAUAAACUGACUGGCAAUUCUAGAAAAUGCAGUUCAACAACAGCUAAGACCCAAGGUUGUAUAUAUUUUAUAAGUGUAUAUUCCUUAUUUGCAAUUAAGUCGAAUUUAAAAAUAAUCUUUGACACAUUGCUUAAAAUGAUCAUUAAGCUCUUACAAAAAAAGUGUUCUUGUUUUUUUAUUCUAAAAUGUAUAUAGAUAGUAUCUGAAGGUAGAAAUGUCAUUGAUACAAUGCAAUAUAUGAUUUCAAAUUAACUCAUUUCUGGAUAUUUCUCUAAACCAUAUAGAACUAAAAUAACAGACACAGUAAAGAGUAAAAGAAAGUCUAGUUGGCAUCCCCAAGACCCACUAAAAACAGGACAGAGUCUGGACUUGUUCACAUCCCUUCCAUCAUGCCAUGUGCAUAUGUUUCCAUAGAUUUGCAGGAGGGAUAAGCCAAAGGGCAAAUGAUUUAGGUAAACUAGAAAAAUGGUCAGAGUUGUGGCAACUGACAUUUAAUGUGGAUAAGUGCAAGAUAAUGCACCUGUGACGUUAAAACCCAAGGGCAGAGUAUAUAAUAUUUGAUACAGUACUUACUUCAGAUGACCUAAAGAUAUGCAGACAAUGUAAUAGAGAAGCAGGACAUGCUAGCAGAAUGCUUGGUUGUAUAGGGAAAGGUAUUAGCAGUAGAAAGAGGGAAGUGAUCAUGCCUUUGUACAGAACACUGGUGAGACCUCAUUUGGAGUAUUGUACGCAGUACUGGGACCGUAUCUCCAGAAGGAUAUUGAUACUUUAGAGAGAGUUCAGAGAAGGGCUACUAAAAUGGUUCAUAGAUUGCAGGAUAAAACUUACCAGGAAAGGUUAAAGGAUCCUUACAUGUAUAGCUUGGAGGAAAGACGAGGCAGGGGGAUAUAGAAACAUUUAAAUACACAGUAAAGGAUGAAAGUUUAUUCAAAAGAAGAAAAACUACCACAAUAAGAGGACAUAGUCUUAAAGAGGGACAAAGGUUUAAAAAUAAUAUCAGGAAGUAUUAAUUUACUGAGAGGGUAGUGGAUGCAUGGAAUAGCCCUCCAGCUGAAGUGGUAGAGGUUAACACAGUGAGGGAGUUUAAGCAUGUGUGGGAUAGGCAUAAGGCUAUCCUAGCUAUAAGAUAAGGCCAGGGACUAAUUAAAGUAUUUUAAAAAUUGGGCAGACUAGAUGGGCCGAAUCGUUAUUACCUGCUGUCACAUUCAAUGUUUCUAUAUAAUUAAGGGGGUUAAAAUAAUAGGUUUGGGUCUUUUUGACUCCUCCAGGAACAAUAGAGAGUCAUAUUGUGUUUGAUACCCAACCUCCUAUAGACUACAAGCUCGUAUGAGCAGGGUCCUCUUCAACCUAUUGUUCCUGUAAGUUUUUUGUAAUUGUCCUAUUUACAGUUAGUCCUCCCCCCUUAUAAUAGUGUAAAGUGCUAGGGAAUCUGUUGACGCUAUAUAAAUGGCAAUAAUAAUAAUAACAGUUACAACAUGCUUUUAUAUCCCCUAGUGUGCAGAGAAGAAAAAAAAAUCAACCGUUAUCAAAUGUCUCUGGAAGUCCACCUUAUCGCUUUUUUCAGCCAUCAGGCCUAUUUGUUUAUCUAGAAGUUAAACUUCAUACUGUAAACUUCCAAAAAUGCUCAGAAUUGAAAAAUUCAAGAGAAUUCAUUUACUUGGUUGUUUUUAAGUAUUACAAAUUAUCUAUGGUUUCAAUAAAUUCAAUUUAUAUUUAGACGAUCCACAACUCAAAAAAACUAAACAAACUGUUCCUUCCAUGUGCAGUUUGUAUUUCCAUGUAUUCUUAUAUUAGCUGUUGAUAACCAGAUUGCAACAACUGCUAUAAAAAAAAUGUUAAAUCUCAGUAAUUCAAAACAAAAAAUUAAGCUUUCUGAUGGGUCUUUUAUUUUUGUAUUUAUUUUUAUUCUUAUUUUACUCCUAUUUUUCCCUUUUUUUUUUAUUUAUUUUGCUUUUCCUAUUUUUUUUCCAUAUAUGCAAAAGACAAAGCAUAUUCAUAUUUAAAAAAAAUAAUACAUAGUUAUCAAAACAUUACGAACAUAUACACAAAUACAUUCAUGUAGACUAACAUACUAACAUAGGACUUGGUGUUAGAGAAUCUUUAUAAAGCAUCCUUGUGAGAUCAAAUGCAACCCUCAAACUAAAGCUGUAUGUAUACUGUAUGUAUAUGUGUGUUCUCUCUGAUUGCCUAUCUUCUGCCAUUUCCUUGCGUAUAUUAUUCCAGAAAAAAUAUUGGGUGUUAUCUUUGUUGGUGUAUAGCAUAAUACCUCUUUCCAUUCUGCAUUGGAAAAUAAACUGAUUUUUGACCACAGGCCAAUUGAUUAAAUGAGAUGAUUUGCAUUUUUUUUUGCUAUAUACAGUUUUACUGCUGUCAUUAAAUGCACAAUUCUUUUUUUGUCUUGUCGAUUCAGCCCUUCUAAAGACAUAUGUAGAAGUGACCUAGUAAGAUCGAAUUUACGUCCUAACCAUUUAGAAAAUAAUGUUUCAAUUUUAGGCCUUAUUGAGCUUAGAAGAGGGCAAUUCCACUAUAUAUAUGCAUCUGAUCUCCCGUUUAUCUAUUAAAUAACUAAUUAAGAGUAGAGGUAAAGAUGAUAGAAUUUCAUUUUGUAGACUUAGCUUUUUUCUGGUCACUUUCCUGUUGCUUAAAAUCUGGCAAAGGGCUAGGCUUCCAUCUAAUCAUAAGACCGUUCUAUUUUUAUUAAAGGACCACUAUAGUGCCAGGAAAACAUACUCGUUUUCCUGGCACUAUAGUGCCCUGAGGGUGCCCCCACCCUCAGGGACCCCCUCCCGCCCGGCUCUGGGGAGAGGAAAGGGGUAAUAACUUACCUUUUUCCAGCGCUGGGCGGAGAGCUCUCCUCCUCCUCUCCGCCUCCGUUACGCCCCGCUGGCUGAAUUUGUAGCGGCAAGAGCUUCUUGGCGCAUUCAUGAAAACGCAAAUGCUUUCCUAUGAACCUCUCUCACUGUGAUUUUCACGGCGCGCAAAAGCGCCUCUAGUAACUGUCAAUGAGACAGCCACUAUUUAACCCAUUCAUAAUUAUAGCAGUUUCUCUGAAACUGCUAUAAUUAUGAAAAAAUGGGUUAACCCUAGAAGGACCUGGCACCCAGACCACUUCAUUAAGCUGAAGUGGUCUGGGUGCCUAGAGUGGUCCUUUAAGUGUGUUCCAAAAAAACCCAAGAAGUUCUUUAUUCACUGCAUUUUGUUCCAAUGAAAACCAACCUUCCUUUGGGCUAUUCCUAUUUUGUGUAAUUAAUAUAGCUGCCUGGGUGUAGUUUUUUUUUUUUUUUUUAUCAAAGAGAUCCCUGAGCCUUCUUUCUCCUUUUUUAUUUAAAAAAAAGUUUCUAGCCCUACUCUUGGUUUCUUACCCAGCCAUAUGGAACUCUUAAAGGCCGAUUGUAAAAGCUCCAACCAGGGCAUUGGAAUUGUUAGAGGAAGCUUUCUAAAGAUAUAUAAAAAUGUAGGGAGUACAUAUGACUUUAUUAGAUUUAUUCAACCCCACCAUGAUAUCUCAAGAACCUUCAAAUUCUUUAAAGAUCUAUUCAUCUGUCUAAUUAGAGGAAAUAAAUGAAUCUCCAUCCAGUUAGUUGGAAAUAAAGAAAUAUUAAUACCCAAAUACGAAAAAUAAUGUUCUGCCCAUGUGAAGCCAUACAGUCAAUCUAGUUGACUUAUUUCUUCAGCUUUUAGAUUUCUUGCCAUUGCUACGGUUUUGCCCAAGUCCAACUUAUAAUUUGAUUCUCUACUAUACACUUUUAUUAUUUUCAUAAUUUCCUGUAGUGAGUUAAGAGGAUCUUCGACCAUUAGUGAAGCGUCAUAAGCAUAGAGUUUCAUUUUUUGCUGAUUCGAGAGUCUAUAUCCUUAAUGCUCUGGUUAUUUCUAAUUUACAAGGCUAACGGUUCAAAAGAAAGUAUUUUAGUACAAGGGGGAGAGCGGGCAUCCCUGCCUAGUUCUGUUUGUGAACUGAAACCCUUCUGCUCUAACUUCCAAGCCUAUAACUCUGCCCGUAGGUGAUGAGUAGAGGACCAUAAUUGCCUGGCAGAUUGUUUCCUGAAUUCCAAAUGCCUUAAGUGCCUCACUCAUAAAAUCCCAGCCGACCCUGGGAAAUCUGUCUCCUAUCAGCAUCUUCAUAUAGACUCAACAGGCUUCUGAUGUGAUUUGUUGAAGAUCUCCCUGGGAUAAAGCCUACCUGAGUCCCUCCAUUAUGGGUUUAAGUCUUUCUGCUAUUACCCCUGCAUAGAUUUGGAGUCCACAUUUAGCAAUGAGAUAGGCCUAUAGCUAGAUACAUCUGUAGGAUCUUUUCCAAGUUUUAGUAUAGGGUUAAUAUUCCUUUUUAACAUUUCCUCUGGAAAUUCACCUCUCACUGCUGUCUCAUUAAACAUCUCCACCAUAUGGAGAGUCAAAUCAUAUUUAAAAAAAGCAUCUUAGCCAUCAUGACCAGGUGACUUUUUUUAAAUUUGAGUCUUUCAAUCAUUUUAAAUACCCCUUGAACAGUAAAGGGUUUAUUAAUCUCCUCUAAUGGCUCUAUUGUUGGCUUUGGGAAUACUUUGUCCCUAAAAUAUUCAAAAUUUCUAUACAUCUAGUCCCUACCAUUAAAGAAUAUAGAACCUGGUAAUAUCUGCUGAGCGCCGAACCUAUCCCUUCUGGUGAAAGAAAUAUCUUUCGAACAAAGGUAAUUUUUUUUAUCUUUGAUUCCGCCUUUUUUUAUUUAUUCGAUAACAUUCUGUCGGCUUUAUUAUCUUUAUAAUAUCUUGCUGAGCUUAGUGCGUCUAGAUUAUGAUUUGCUUUCUCAAUCAACCCAUUGUCUACUCUUUUUUUCAAGGUCAGCAAUGUUAUUAGAUAGAUCUCUUGUGGGCCUUUGUUUAUUUUCUCUCUUCAUAUGAAAUAAUUGAAUAUAGAGAUCGGAGAUCUUCAUUUCUGCCAGUUUUUUUGCUUGGGCUCCCAUUUUCAUCAUUAACCUCGAACUACACUCUCAUAUGCUGUCCAGAUCAUAGAAUAAGAGGUUUCUUCUGAUAAAUUUUCUUUGAAAUAUAAUUCUGUUAUCCUUUUUAUGUGAUCCCUAUUUUUUGAGAUUUUAUUAGCAUGUUAUUUAACCUCCAAUUUCUUUAUAUCCUGAUUGAUUUGUCAUUUAGGUCUAAAACUACUGGGUUGCUGUCAAUCCAGGUCAAUCCAGGUCAGAUCUUGGAUCCUUACAUUCUUAACUUGAUUUGUUACACCCAGGUCUCCUAUAAUCAAAUCUAUUCUGGAAUACGCAUGGUAUGUCUUAGAGAACUAUGUAUAAUCUCUUUCCUCUACAUGAUAUAUUCUCCAUAUAGAAACAUAGAAUGUGACGGCAGAUAAGAACCAUUCGGCCCAUCUAGUCUGCCCAAUUUUCUAAAUACUUUCAUUAGUCCCUGGCCUUAUCUUAUAGUUAGGAUAGCCUUAUACCUAUCCCACGCAUGCUUAAACUCCUUUACUGUGUUAACCUCUACCACUUCAGCUGGAAGGCUAUUCCAUGCAUCCACUACCCUCUCAGUAAAAUAAUACUUCCUGAUAUUAUUUUUAAACCUUUGUCCCUCUAAUUUAAAACUAUGUCCUCUUGUUGUGGUAGUUUUUCUUCUUUCAAAUAUAGUCUCCUCCUUUACUGUGUUGAUUCCCUUUAUGUAUUUAAAUGUCUCUAUCAUAUCCCCCCGUCUCGUCUUUCCUCCAAGCUAUACAUGUUUAACCUUUCCUGGUAAGUUUUAUCCCGCAAUCCAUAAUAUAUAAAUUUAUGAGGGUGUUUAUUUGGAACAUAUACAUUUACCAGAGUCGUACGGUUACCAUUAAUCUCUCCUACUAAAAUUAUAAAUCUGCCAUCUGUGUCAAUCUCUUGAUAUUUCAAUUGGAUCUCUACCUCCCUGGCCACCAAUAUUGCUACUCGUCUUUUUAUUAUUAUUAUUAUUAGGGAGUGAAGAGGUAAAAAACGUUGGGUAUCUGUUGGAUUUUACAUUUAUCAAUUUGUCUCCUGUGUGUCUCUUGUAAACAGCAAAUAUCAAUUCUUUCCUUAAAUUAAAUCUAGGUCAGAAUGGACCUUUUUUGUGAUAAAUUUAACCCCUGUGCUUUAAUCGUACAGAGUCUAACCAUAUUUAAUUACGUUAUAUUUUCAUUGCCUCCUCUAACACCAAGUCCUUUACAAAAAUGCAUUACAUUUACAAAUACACACCAAUUCACAUACACUAACAUAAACAACCAACCUACUAUCCCCACAUAGUAGUUGGAUUUCCACGCCAUUGCACUAUUUCCCUCUGUAUGGAAGUGUUGAGCCAUAACUAGUAUGUCUCAAAGAGCCAAAUAAGUGAGGAAGCCAUUAAUUUAUACCGAGAUAAGCCAGAAGGGCCGGGAACGAAAUUAAAGAAACGAAGAAAGAGGGAGAGAGAGAAAAGCUCAAUCCAAAAAUAAAUUUUGUCUUAUAUAAUUAUACAGCGGUCAAUCUAUGCAUAUCCUAGAGAUAUUUCGAUCACGAGUGGCUGAAAUUGUUCCUUUCUCUGACUCUUCCUCUCUAUAAAUUUUACUUCAUUCAGCUUGUUAGCUUUUUUCUAUUUAGUUUAGUGUCUAUAACAAAUUAUAUCCAUGUAAUUUAAAAAAUCAACAUUUCAAACUUAAUUUAAAUUUGUGCAUUAUCUAAAGGGAUCUAUGACUUAGUUCAUGAACAACCUCAUUUCUCUUAUACCGUGUCUUUUUCAUUCCAUUUCCUCCUCCUCCUUCCCUUACUUCUGGAUUGUGAUUUUUCUAAAGUGUCAUUCUCCAUUUCAUAUGUGUCAAAAACAGACUCCCCUGUAAUAUUAAAUAAAAAUUUUUUUUAAAAAAAACAGAAAAGUAAAAUAAAUGAGAAAUGUGUACAAUAACACUCAAUUUCAUAUGUGUGUGCCUUUAAAGAUAAGUCCUAGACCUCUCGCAUCUAGCUUAUUAAAGGGACACUAUAGUCACCAGAACAACUACAGCUUAUUUAAUUUGUUCUGGUGAGUAGAAUCAUUUCCCUUAGGCUUUUUGCUGUAAACAUUGUCUUUUCAGAGAAAAUGCAGUGUUUACAUUACAGCCUAGUGAUAACUUCCCUGGCCACUCCUCAGAUGGCUACUAGAGAUCCUUCCUGGGUCAUGGCUGCCUAAAAUGCAUCCAAACAUUCAGUAUCUCCUCCAUCUGCAUGCAGACACUGAAAUUUCCUCAUAGAGAUUCAUUGAUUCAAUUCAUCUCUAUGAGGAGAUGCUGAUUGGCCAAGGCUGUGUUUGAAUUGUGCUGGCUCUGCCCCUGAUCUGCCUCUUUGUCAGUCUCAGCCAAUCCUAUGGAGAAGCACUGUGAUUGGAACAGGCUACCACUUCUGAUGAUGUCAGCAGACUGCUUGUUUUUCUGAGUCUAACAGCAUGCAGAGUUACAGCCAUGGCCGCCUUUAGAAAUUGUGGGGCCCCUAACACAGCUCAAGGUCUGGGCCCCCAGGUGCCCGCCUUCAAGCCCCGCCUCCAAAUCCCGCCCACAGGAAUACACACACAGACACAAAAGGACACAGACACACACACACAGAAAGAUACACACAAAUACUGAAACAGACAUACACACACACAUACUGACAUACAGACACACACUGACGUACAUACAUACUCACACACACACAUACAGACAUACAUACAUACUGACAAAUAGAAAUACAUGCAAACUGACAUACAGACAUACAUACAUAAUGGCAUACAUACACAUACAUACAUGCAGACAUACAGAUACACAGAUAGAUAUAUACACACACAUAUACAUACAGACAUACUGACACACACAGACAUACAUGCAUACUGACAUACAUACAUACACACAUAAGUACUGACACACACACACAGACAUAUAUACAUACAUGCAUACUGACAUACAGACAUACAUACAUACAUACUGACAGACAUACAUACAGACAUAUAUACAUACUGACAUACACACACAUACAGAUAGACCCAUACAUACAGACAUACUGACAGACAUACAUGCAUACUGACAUACACACACACACAGAGAUGCAUGCAUACUGACAUACAUACACACAUACAUACUGACACACACACACACAUACAGACAUACAUACAUACUGACAAACAGACAUACAUACAGACAUAUAUACAUACAUAAUGGCAUACAUACACAUACAUACUGAUAUACAUACAGACAGACAUACACACACACACACACAGAUAUAUACAUACAUAGAUACAUACAGACAUACUGACACACACACAGACUUACAUGCAUACUGACAUACAUACAUACAUACACACAUACAUACUGACAUAUAUACAUACUGACAUACACACACACAUACAGACACAUACACACAGACAUACAUGCAUACUGACAUACACACACACACAGACAUGCAUGCAUACUGACAUACAUACACACAUACAUACUGACACACACACAUACAUACAGACAUACAUACAUACAUACUGACAAACAGACAUACAUACAUACAUACAUAAUACAUACAUAAUACAUAAUACAUACAUACAUACAUACAUAAUGGCAUACAUACACAUACAUACUGAUAUACAUACAGACAGACAUACACACACACACACACACACACAGAUAGAUAUAUACAUAUAUAGAUACAUACAGACAUACUGACACACACACACAGACAUACAUGCAUACUGACAUACAGACAUACACACAUACAUACUGACACACACAUACAGAUAUACUGAUAUGCACACACAGACAUACAUGCAUACUGACAUACAUACAUACACACAUACAUACUGACAUAUAUACAUACUGACAUACACACACACAUACAGACACAGACACACAGACAUACUGCAUACUGACAUACAUACACACAGACAUACAUGCAUACUGACAUACAUACAUACACACAUACAUACUGACACACACAGACAUACAUACUGACAUACACACAGACAUACAUGCAUACUGACAUACAUACAUAUUGACCAACAGACAUACAUACAUACUGACAUAUAUACACACACACACACACACCAUUUAUCAGCCACCCUCCUCUUACCUUUAAGUUGCAGGAGGGUGGCUGAGGAUGAUGGGAGCGGAUGCCUCUGGUGUCCUCUCCUGUCCUCUGCUCUCCCGAUGCUCUCCCCCCGCGCGGAGUAAACUGGGAGGAAGUGACUGGCCAUCACUUCCUCUCAGCAGCACUUGCGGUGCAGCCGCAAUUUUUUUUUUUAAAGGGGCCCGGUCGCGCAAUAACAGGGCCUCAGCGCUGAUCGGGCCCCUGAAGAUAUUGGGCCCAUCAGGUGGCCCUAAAUGCUUGGACCACCUGAUGGGCCCCGGUGCAGAUGCACCUGCGGCAGUUUCGCCGCUCCACGUGGGGCCUGGUCACCAUUACGGUUGUCACCCCCUGAUGGCGGCCCUGGUUACAGCUUCAGGCUUGAAAACAGUAAGAUUUUUACUAUAUUUAUGGAGGCAAGAGGGGCCCAGGGGGGCUAGAUGGUAGAUUUAACGCUAUAGGGUCAGGAAUACAUGUUUGUGUUCCUGACCCUAUAGUGAUCCUUUAACUACCCCCCUUUACAUUUCUAUUCCCAUUUGUUGUGCCUUGUUUAAGCCUGUUCAUUAGUGAUGUCCCGAACGGUUCGCCGAACAGUUCGCGAACAGCUCGCCACGGACUCAUCAUUGAGUAAACUUUGACCCUGUACCUCACAGUCAGCAGACACAUUCCAGCCAAUCAGCAGCAGACCCUCCCUCCCAGACCCUCCACCUCCUGGACAGCUCACUAAGAAUGCAGCUUCACAAUGAAUGUAAAAUGGAUGCUGUCCAGGAGGUGGGAGGGUCUGGAGGGAGGGUCUGCUGCUGAUUGGCUGGAAUGUGUCUGCUGACUGUGAGGUACAGGGUCAAAGUUUACUCAAUGAUGAGUCCGCGGCGAACCGUUCGGGACAUCCCUACUAUUCAUUUAUCGUGUAUUAUAGUGUUAUAUUAACUAUGUGCAUAUCGAAAUGUGAAUCAUCAUUCAGCACCCAAUAAAAAAAAAAAAACUGAAAUUAAUACAUUUAAAAAUUCUGUGAAAUACUGUAAUACCAAAUUCAGUUUAUAUGUAUUUAUAUAAACCUCUCUCAUCUGUGUUCUCUUUAUAUUUCCCUUAAUCAUUUCUUACAAACUAUUUUCCAUUAAAGUGCCAUAUUUCACUCUAUGCUUGUCAAAAAUAUCCACUAUAGUAUCAUAUUUCACUUUGUGCAUAUCAAAAAUGAUUAAUUAAUAAUUCAUCAAGGGAAAAAAUAAAACAUAAAAAUCAGAAAGGAAUGACUUAUGUCUAUUAGGCCUGUUCUCCUGCAUCUAUGAUAUUCAUUUCUCAAAGCCAGAGCUUCAGUUUUUUUGGAGACUGAAAUUGUUUCCACCUUGAACCAAGAUUUGAGCAGGGAAUCCCUACUUAUAUCUUAUAUCCUUUUCUCUAAAGAUUGCUGUGUAAGUGGCAAAGAGCGUCUCUUCAUUCUUAAGUAGUAUGACAAAUCCAGAAAUAGCUUAAUCUUUUCAUAUGGUGGUGAUGGUACUCUUUCUUUUCGGGCUUUUGGGAUGAUCUCCUUAAUUCGAUAGGAAGAGCAGCAAACAAGGACGUCCCUUGGGAUAUUGUCUGGCACCUGUGGAGCCUUAAGUGUCCUAUGCCAUCUUUGGAAAUACUGUGGGUAGCCUUCUUUCUCAAUUCCCAUUUUUAAAAGGAAUUAUUUAAAGGAUCACUAUAGGGUCAGGAACACAAACAUGUAUUCCUGACCCUAUAGUGUUAACACCACCAUCUAACCUCCCUGGGCCCCUCAUGCCUCCAUAAAUAUAGUAAAAAUCUUACUGUAUUCAAGCCUGAAGCUGUAAAUCUGCAUGCUGUUAGAUUCAGAAAAACAAGCAGUCUGCUGACAUGUGGUAGCCUGAUCCAAUCACAGUGCUUCCCCAUAGGAUUGGCUGAGACUGACAAGGAGGCAGAACAGGGGCAGAUCCAGCACGAUUCAAACACAGCCCUGGCCAAUCAGCAUCUCCUCAUAGAGAUGAAUUGAAUCAAUGAAUCUCUAUGAGGAAAUUUCAUGUCUGCAUGCCGAGGGAGGAGACACUGAAUCACAGGAUGCUGUGCACAGUGCUGCCCUGUGCUCUGCUGACAGCAGAUCUGAGUGGAUGGCGGCAUAUUAUGCCUCCAUCAACUCCAAAGUCUCUCUGGUUCACUCUGAGUGACUUCAACUGGAGGUGUUCCUAGCUUUCAAUGUAAACACUGUAUUUUCUCAGAAAAUACAGUGUUUACAUGAGAAAGGCUGCAGGGAGCUAUAGUUCUCACCUGAACAACCUCAUUAAGCUGAAGUUGUUCAGGUGACUAUAGUGUCCCUUUAAGAAACUUUCCUAUAUUCUCACUGGAGACAGAUUCCAGAAUGCCUCUUAUGUCUGGAUUUAUCUUCCAGAUCCAUUAUCUUCCAUUCCAGAUCCGUUAUUUUAUUCUUAUUUUGGAUAUUCCUCUCUUGUUGAGAAGUAAUCAUGAAGUCUAGGUUUUCUAUUUUUUUCUUUGUUGUCUUUUACCUUUUUCGUUAGAAUAAUUAACUCGGAUUUUAUUUCCUUGAUAUUCAUUUCUAUUUCUGUCUUAAUUUUAACAAAUUGUUGGUCCAAAGCCUCCAUUAGUAAUUCUAGGGUAAUUGAAUUGUGUCCUGGGCUCGAUGAACAUUCUUUAUGGCUCUCUUCAUCUUUUCUUUGUUUGUUGCUUAAUUAAUCUUUCAGAAUUAAUUUUCUCUCCUUCUGAUUUGGAUAGUUGAGGUGAAAAGAAGGAGAGACGUUUCUCUACUUUUGUGUCCUUUUCUUUUCUUUUUAGUCAGCUGUUUAGGUUCUUGGCCCUUCUUGGCAGCCAUUGUUUUCCCUUUUAAUUUAGAUGUUUAUUUUAAAAAUGCAGAAGACAAGCUUUCGCCCUGAAUGUUUUCAGGCUAUCGGCCCAUAAAAAAUUGUGUUUAGUUUCUUUAUUUCUUAACCCCAGAGUAGAAGGGAACACAAAAGGAAAAGCAAACAAACCAAGAAGACCUAUAUACAUAUGUACAAAAAAGUUUAGACGUGUCCCUUCUCUUCUUUCUCUUCCUCUGCUUUAGGAUUCGGUUAAUCACUAAAUGAAUACCUUUGCUUGAAGAGCCUGAUUUAGGAAGGUCAAAUAUUUAAUAUUUCAGCUGCUAAUUCUCUCCUUUCUUUUCAUUCCUGCAGCACCCUCUAUUUUUCUUCUUCUUUUCUCUUCUCCCCCCUUCUUCUCUAUAUUUUCUCUCUCCUUUUUAGAUGUGAGCUUUCACUGAGUUAUAUUUGUAUUUUGUGCUUGGUUAUACUCCCUCAGCAUUUAUUGCCUCAGCUUGUAUGCCAUUUUGUCAUGGGAAAGGAGAAUCAGUGUCAGUAAUUCCAUGUAUAGUAUAGCUGAGAUCUUUUGCUGUGUGACUAGAAUAUCUCCUCUCCUUUAGGUCUCUCCUCUCUCCUCUCGUUCGUUCCUUUCAAAUAUGCUCAAAACUGAAAAAUUCAAGAGAACUAAUUUACUUGGUUGUUUUUAAGUAUUACAAAUGAUCUGUGGUUUCAAUAACUUCAAUUCAUAUUUAGAUGAGACACAACUCCAAGAAAAAAAAAGUUACUUCAAUGUGCAGUUUGUAUUUCCAUUUAUUCUUAUAUUAGCUGUUGAUCAGUAGUGUAUCCUGGUUUUGAACUGCCCUAGACAUGACAAAACCCCCCACCACCCCCCGUUCCCCAGCCACCACCCCUUCCCAGCCUUCUAAAUACACACACACACAUUCACUGACAGACACACAUACAAUAGCUAACGGACACACAUACACUCUCACUAACAGAUACACACACUCACUAACAGACACACACACACACUCACUAACAGGCACACACACUCUAACAGACACACACACUCACUAACAGACACACACACUCACUAACAGACACAUACACACACUAACACACUCACAUUUUUUUUUUAAAUUCAAUCCCCCCAGCCUCCUUACCUUUGGGAAUGCUGGGGUGGCUUCUCGUUUCCCUGGGAUCCAGUGGGGCUGCUGGGCUGCUGGGCAGCCAGCCGGCCGGCUGAUGACUGCAGGCAGCGAGGGAGCACUGAUCCUCCUCUCUAGCUCUCUAGCGCGCCGCAAAGUGAUGCCGGGAGCCAGAAUAUGACGUCAUAUUCCGGCUCCCGGAUCACUCUGCGGCGGCGAGGAAGCUGAGCAGAGAGCUCACUAAUUAGUGCUCCCUCGCCAGCAUGGCCCGCCCGCCUGGAUUGUCAGUUAGCCACCAGGCUAACAAGACAUUUGCCUGGGCAUUUGGGGGCGGCUUUUAUGCCGCCCCCUGGAAGUGCCGCCCAAGGCAAAUGCCUUGUUUGCCUCACAGCUAAUACAUCCCUGCUGUUGAUAACUAGAUUGCAACAAUCAGAAUUAAAAAUGGAGCUUUAUGAUGGGUCUUUUAUUUUUGUAUUUAUUUUUAUUCUUAUUUUACUCCUAUUUUUUCUUAGGUUUUAGUACAGUUUAUACAAUGGUUCUGUUAAAUGUUAAUUUGUUCUUGACACAAAUUUUUAUGGCCCUGUACUUGGAUACCCCAUGUAAUAGGAUAGCACCAUUUAAAACCAUGUUGGCAUUUCCUAUUUAUGAAUGCUAAUUGCUAUAGAUAUCUACCUUUUUUUUAAAAAAAUCUUUAUUUAUGUUGUGGAGAAAUCUCCACUUGAUUUGGUAAUAUGCAAUAACAUAAAUUUUUCAAGAAUAGGUAAUGCUAUUUGACACUAAACAUCUUAACUUUAAACAGUGCAGUUAAGAACCCUGUGGGUAUAUGGUCAUUCCUCUGUAAAUGGUCGCCAGUCUGUUCGGGGCAUUCCUUCACGCAUUCACUCCUUCCUUAGAUGUACACAUUCGCAGCCUCACUCAAGUCACCUACGCAAUGUCUCCUUCCAUCAUCCCACCCUGCUCCAUGCGUCUGCGGAUCAUGUCAAUCCCUAAUGCGGUUACACUGUCAUGCUAGCCUGAGAGUUAACCCCUGUAUAGGCAUGAGGUCUUCUUCCAUUCCUGUCGUCUAUUGCAACAUACAUUCAUUCCCUUAGCUUACACCUGUGUAUAAUUCCCUCCUAUUUGUUGCCCAGUGCGUCUAAAUAUAGCUGAUGGGCACAUACUGCAGAUGUCCCCCUAGGAUAUCUACCUAUUAAUGGUUUGACUUUGUAAAACUGGGUACACUCUGUGCUGGUAAAAUUUUGUGCGCUUAUGUGUAUAUGUCUUUGAAUAAAUCAUUUAAAAAAAUGUAUAUUUACUGUUUAUUGUCCCAAUAAACUACUUUUGGAAAUAUAGUGCUUAUGUGGCUUUCUGGUACAUAGCAGAACAAGAACAUGUCACCGUGCCCACGGGAUGCGAUCCAGAGUUCAUAUACCUGGUUCACAUUCUGCUCCCAAAUGUGCAUGCGCAGAUGUCACGCAUGCAAGUUUUGGGGUCACAUUGGCAUAGCCAAUGAAGGCACUGCUGGGGAUAUAUAUAGCUUAUUGUGACAUUAGCACAGUCCGCUGUCGUGGUUUCCCUUGUGGGCAUCCAAGAGCACGUCAUAUUGAUUGACAGUUACAGUGUAUUGAUUGACCUUAUUGACAGUGUACACUUAAGUUGUGGUUUGUCAGUGAUGGAUGUGACUUACAUAGUAUUAGGUAAACCAGAAACAUUUUAUACUAUAAAACAGAAUUACAAAUUUAAGACCAAAAUAGCUGGGAUACGAAAAAAACUCCAAUUUAGCUACCUCUUUCCAUUUAGGUCCAACAUUUUUAAUUUUUUUUGUAAACUCUCCACAGAACUUUGUUUAGUGAAUAAAACUGAAUUGAAUUAAACCUUGACCCUGUUGAUAAUCUUUGCUAUGCACAGCUUGCCAGACACAGAGAAGACCUCUUCAAAAAGCAUUCGGCAUCAUUCCAAUACCAGAAUUGCAUGAAAAAAAAUCAAGUGGUGGAGGAAUACUUGGAAAUAUCCUAAACAAGGGAGGGCUCAUUGGUGCUGGUCAAAAACUGCUGGGAAAUGUGGUUAAUCUUGUUGGGUAAGUACUAUAAAAAAUAUAUUUUUUUAAUGUCAGCUUCUCACACUGAGUUAGAAACAGAGGCAUACCUAGUGUAUUUGUCACCCAGGGUAUAUAUUUUUCAUUUUCAUUCAUUCACUUAAUUUUCUCUCCUCUUUGUGUAUCCUGCUUGCCCACUUGCAACAGUCUCAUACUGUUGUCUGCUUCCCCAUCUCUUCAUAUUUGUAUCUCUCCCUUUAAUUACAACUCUGUCCCACUAUUUCAACUUACAAUUGUCUAUUUUUGUCCUAAUACCCCAUUCGCUUUUGUGUCUCAUAAGUCUCAUGUGUCCUUCCUACCUCCAACCCCUUUUGUACCCUUUUUUUUGUUUUGUUUUUUACUCCACUACUCAAAUACAAUUUUUUUUUUUAAAUCACUGUUUAAUGCAUGGCUGUCCAACCUGCGGCCCCCCAGAUGUUGCUGAACUACAACUCCCAUGAUUCCCUGGCUAUCUGUUUAAUUGAAAGAAUCAUGGGAGUUGUAGUUCAGCAACAUCUGGGGGGCCGCAGGUUGGACAGCCCUGAUUCAAUACAUGCAUGCAUUUAAUUAUGCAUUUUUCCAUUGGGUAUAUCUAAGACCAGCAAGGUUUAUUGCCUAUGUGUGAUGGGUAUUUAAGUCAGAUAAAAAUAUGCAUGUAGGCCCAUGUGUGAAUGCAGGUGUAUAUUUUUGCAGAGUCAAAUGCACACAGUCCCACAGUCAGAUGCCUAUAGUUAUACAUAUACACUGUCAAAUAUAGGUAUAAUUAUGGGCCUCUGACUGUGGGACUUUGUGUAUUUGACUCUCCAAAAAUAGACUGCAUGCCUGUGACCCAUGUGCUUAUGCUUUAGUAAAUGCCCUAACUAUAAUGCCAGUUUGAAAUUAGCUUUACAUACCUACCAGGAUAUCACUGAGGAGUAGUUACCAUUCCAGCUGAUACCACACCAUCCAGAGUGACGGGGUUGUUUCAAGCAUGCUCCAAGCCUGCAUCAGAUUUUUUAACCCAGCAGGAAUCUGACCAUGCACAUGCAGCACAGGCCACAACUUACCGCGUCACUGGACAUGAUGUGGGUGUCACGGUGCCUGACUGGCGCCUCGGUGUGACCGCACCUGAUCAGAGUGGUCACACUAUCUCAAUGCCCAAUCGGCACCACGAUGUGACCGCAUCUGAUAGGUGAGGUCACACUAAAGUAGGGAGAGGUUAGUCACCUUACCUCCAAAAUCUCUCCCUUCAUGCAGUCCUUAAUACAGCGGCUGGGUCCAGCAUUAGGAAGGAAGCCGGCCGCUGCAAGGCGGCGCUAUGUAGUAACGCUGCCUACAAUUACAUCACUAGUCACAUGAACGUGCGUGCGGUGUCACUUUUUGUGCCGUGCAUGCAAGUUCUAGGGUUAUGGGCUAUUUAAACCCAAACCUGCAGUUGUUCAGUGCCCUGUCGUGGUUUCCAUCCUGUUGGUUAUCCGAGAGCACGUUCCUGAUUCUGUUAAUUGUUUUUUGAUCUUGGCUUUGCUUGAUUUCCCAUAUUUCUGGUUUCCCUGACCCUUUAGCUUUUUUAUUGCCAUAUUUGUUCCUUUCUGUAUUCCUGAUCACGGCUCAUGACUGUUUAUUCUAUUACGUUAAUUCUGGCCAUUCUAAGGCCCGGUAAUACGUUGUUACUGUUUGUCUUUGUUACGUGUUUUACUUAAUUCUGCGUGUUGGACCAGAUUGCAGCAUAUAGUCAGUCAAACGCACCCAGGGAUCCCCCCUGUAGCUGUUCAGGCCUUCUAUGAGCCUUGCAGAUUGGGGGUGCGUACACAGCAGCCACCUCGGGUAAGUAUGAUGAGCUCCCUCAGGAGUAUUUAUAUAAGUCCAAGCCAAGAUUCCGUGGCUGCCAGGAUAACACCCAUGGGUGAGGAAAGGGAAAUGGGGUACUCCACUGAGGCUUCCAAAAUCAGAGAUAUAAAAACAGAGAGAUUGACUGUCUCCCUCACGCCAGUGUCGUCUGGUAGGCCACAGAUAGGCCACAGGACUUCCCCAACAGAAAACCCACCAAAAGAAGCCAAGUUGCCUCCAAUAAUGAAAAUCUAGUUAGUAUGUCAGCAGCUUCAUUAAACUGAAUUGGGGCAAUUAAUAUGCUGUCAAAAAGGCUAAUAUUCAGGAGGUCUGGUGGAGCUCAAGCCUCAUAUGACUGCUUCAAACCAUGCCUCAUCAAAUAAUAUUCUAAGGUACUUCGAUGCCCUCUUUAAUGGGGGGCACAUUACACAUUAGCUGUUUCAAAGCACAUUGCAAAUAGUAAGAGCACACAAAUGUAUUCUACCUAAUGUGAAAACAGCAAUGAAAUUGGAAUAAUCGCUAUAUCUGGGCAACAUAUAAAGGUGAAGAUGACUAUAUGGCUAUAAUCUGUUUCCUUUUUUUUAAAGCUAAAAUAUCAUGUAAUGUGGGUUUUGUUAUUUACAAAAUAAUAUUUCAGUAUUUUCCCUGUAAAGUGUAUAUAUAUAUAUUUUUUCCCUGUGUUUCCACUCAGGAUUAAAAUUCUGGAGGUGAAUCUUCCUGAAUUAAAUGUGAAACUAGUGCCAAAUAUAGGGGUUCAAGUGUCCGUAGACACCAGCUUACAUAUCUCAGGAAAUCUGUAAGUAAAUUUAGCAAAGCAUAUAUUAAAAGCAUUUAUGUGUGUGUGAAAUAUUUGUGUGUGUGUGUGUGUGUGUGUGUAAAGAGAGUGAGAGGCAUAUAUUAUGUGAUUGUCUCGUGGUUUGCUUAUGUACCAAAUAAAAUGCAUAAGGUUUGGCUGUUAUUAAGACUUAUCUGCAAUGUUACUAAUUUAAGGCAAGAUGGUCACUUUAGAGCAAAAAAACCCUCAUAUUAUCUACUAACUCCUUAUGACCAAAGCUCUUUUGAGAUGCAACACUUUUGCGACCAAGGCAUUUUGGCACUUCUGCCAUGCAUUCAUUUUGCCACAAUUGUAUCCUGUUUAAGUGCACCCAUACAUGAUUUAUAUCUCCAUAGUAUAUCUACUUAAUAGGUACAGUCCCUAUAUUGGGUCCAAACCCCCUUCUCCCUCUUUUGUAUUCUUUUGUCCCUCUUUAAAAGGAGUUUAAUAUUCUUGGUAUGUCUGCAUUUAUACCAGAGCUCCACAGCAAUAAUACUCUCAGUCACAUGUCUUUAAAGUGACUCUAUAGGCACCAAAACAAUUUUAGCUUAAUGAAGCAGUUUGGUUGUACAGAUCAUCCCCCAGCAGUCUAACUGAUCAAUUCUCUGCCAUUUAGGAGUUAAAUCACUUUGUGUAUGUAACUGUAGCCACACCUUCCUGCAUGUACAUUACACAGCUUUCCUAAACACUUCGUAUAAAGUGAGAUCGAAUUUUAAAAUUUGCUUUAUUGCACAUUCUGUUUAAUUUAGGAUGUCUUAUCCCCUGAUCUGUUGAUAGCCUUCUAGACCAUGCAGGAGCCUGUGUGUGAUUAAAGUUCAAUUUACAGAGAAGGAUUUAAAAACAACUUCUAAAGCAAGUUAACUUCUGAUUAAAAAUUAAAUUUUCAUGCAGACUGUGUGAAUCACAGCCAGGUGAGGUUUGGCUAGAUCAAAUGAACAGAAACAAAAUUAUUUAAGUCCUAAAUAGAAGACAAUUUAGAAGUGAGGCUGCAGAGGCAUGAUCUAUACACCAAAACUGCUUCAUUAAACUAAAGUUGUUUUGAUGCCUAUUGUAUCCCUUUAAACUCUAGUAAAUGUGUUUAGAAAUCACUCUGUAAAUAAUUUACCUUGAUCUUGUUCUAAAUUACAUUUUAGUUGCGUAAAUUGUUAUUAGUAAGACAGCUAAAAUGUAUCAGCCCCGCCCCUGGUCACAUUCCCACUCACACCUCUAAAAUGAAAGUGUCCCUCUUUGUCCAUUUGAAAUGUUGGAAGGUCUGAAAUCAUGUAUUGUUUUACUACUCUAAUAGUAGUCAAACAAUCCGGUCACUUCUCUGGAAUUGACACCAUUGGGUAAAAACACUGUAGCCUUCCGAAUAAAAAUCUUUAUUCCUAACGCUAUAGUGUCUCCCUUUUCCAUAUUCCUAUUCAGCACUCCUCCCACUUCUGGAUGUAUUAAAAUUUUAAAAAAGUAUUACUUGGCUUUUUCAAGCUUCAAGGCUGUCUCUCAUCGCUGUUCAGCUCCCUUUCUGCCGCAACUUCAUGGAGGAGGCCAAUUCAGUGCUAGCAGAGCAUAGGGGACCUAAUGUGUAAGCACAGCAAGCUUUACCCGGCCAGUGCUGUGGAACCACCUCUAGUGGCUGUUGUACUAAAAGCCACUAAGAGUUGGACUUAAUCACGGAUUGUAAAUGUUGCUGUUUCUCAAAAACUGCACUGCUUUAUACUGCGGGGUUAAAAAGACAGGACCACUGCACCCUGGCCACUUCAUUAAGAUGAAGUGCUCUUGGGGACAGUAGUGUCAAUUUAUGGUUUAUCCCCUUAAGGACCAAACUUCUGGAAUAAAAGGGAAUUAUGACAUGUCACACAUGUCAUGUGUCCUUAAGGAGUUAAGUGUAAUAGGACAUUUAGUUGCACACUCUAUGAUAAUUGUACAAAUAGCUCAAUAUCGAUUUGAGAUCUAACAAUUUCUACAAAAAUAUAAUCUUCAUUAGAUUGUUCCCACUGUAAAAAGGUCUUCCUUCCUGAGGCCCAAUGAAUAUAUAUAUCUGUUCCAAUAACUGAAGCAGAUUUAAAACUCAGCUUUGUGUCCAGACCUAGAGGUCGCCUACAUCAUUAAUGAACAAACCUUUAUAUUUCUACAGUGUAAUUGUUGGUGGAAUUGAACUAAAAGUCGGAGCUGGAGUCCUUGCCGAUGUAAGAGUUUCAAAGACAAAAGGAGGAUUUCCUAUCUUGGCUGUUACUGCCUGCAAGUCCAUUCUUGGAGAUAUCGAUAUCACAGUUGGAGGUUUUGGGUAA